CUGUUCCCGUUUUGGCGGGCAAGGGUGUUGAAAUCGAGGACAGGAAAAAAACGGCGUCACCCCUCAAUUUCAUAGGGUGAGUUCGUACUUGGAGUCUGAGAAGCUUGCCACUCUUUCGACGCUUCUCGGUUAAGAGUGGUGCGUGAUCCCAGCUCCACUGCCACGCUUACACAUGUAUUUACGCUGCAGAGGGGGUGCGGGUGGUGAUCAGUGGAAGGAGGAGGAAGAGGUUGCCUCGCAGACAAAAGGGGAGCAAAAACGGGAGCGAGCCAUAGAGAGAAGUGGAAGGAGAAGUGGGAGUAGACGAGGGAGGAGAAGAGGGUAGAAUCAUAGACGGCGUAUGUGUUUUUUGGGGCGACGGGACAGUACGCCCAGUCUUGGAGUUGAUUGUGAGCACUGUUUAUAUUAGGAGAAGAGGGGGGAGGGAAGGAGCAAUUGCUCCGUCUCCCUCUCUCUCUCUCUCUCAGAAUCUCUCUCUGUUUCCUCUCUUCUCCCUAUUUCUACUACUCCCUUCCUCUCUGGGCUCAUCGCCCAUUAGGAACGACAGCAAGUGACUGGAUGCAGCUGGUGUUGGAGUCCUUUUCUGUCCGCGGCGGGAAGGGCGGGAUUAGAAGCGCAAAGGGUAAAUUUUUGUCUUGUAGUAUACCUUCGUCCCUAUUUUCCCGUCAGAUUAAGGAUUUGAGUUCGAGUUGAGGCAUUCACAAUGAGUGAGAUCUUCGAAGGCUACGAGCGGCAGUUCUGUGAGCUGUCAUCGAAUUUGUCAAGGAAAAUCGGGAAUGUCGCUACGCUAACCGGAGAGGCAAAGAAACAAAAACUUGCGGAGCUGAAAAAUGGCCUUGACGAAGCAGACUCCCUUAUUCGUCGGAUGGACUUGGAGGCUCGAACUCUGCCGCCCCCUCAGAGAGCAACGAUGCUUACAAAACUGAGGGAGUACAAAUCAGAUCUCAAUAAUUUGAAGAGGGAGGUGAAGAAGUCGCAGUCGGCCCUUCCUGAUGCAGCGACGGCGAGGGAAGACCUUCUUGAGGCUGGUCUUGGUGAUCGCAUCUCUACCUCAAAUGAUCAGAGAACAAGGUUGCUGCAAGCGACGGAGAAGCUGACUCAAUCAAGUGACAGGAUAAGAGAUGGGAAGAGACAACUGCUGGAGGCAGAGGAAUUGGGUGUGUCCAUUCUUCAAGAUUUACAUGGACAAAGAAAGACGCUGGAGAAUGCAAAGUAUAGGUUGCAUGAGGUUGAUGACAACAUUGGCAGGAGCAGACAGAUCCUCAACAGCAUGGCAAGGAGAAUGAACAGGAACAAAGUGGCUAUGUUUGCAAUUAUUGGGAUUCUUUUGCUGGCCAUCGUGUUGAUCAUCUACUUCAAGUUGAAGAAGUAGACAGAAUCAAGUUGGCUGUGGUUUGGGCAGAUCUUUGCUGGACGCAGGUACCCUUUGCACAGGUUAAGUAGUCGAAAUGCCGUAGGUUCAGUUUUCCCUGGCAACUGUGCGAGCUUGUUGGCGAGUGUGCGGGCUUGUCUCUAGGGGUGUUGUGAUGGGUACAGCUAGGAGCGAAUUUCGCUCUUUGUGUUACUGUGAUGUAUAGGUGCAGUCGUUUUUCUCUUCAUCUGGCACGAAGCGCGUCUGCUGACUGUUUGUAUAUAUUAUUAUAUUCUUAAGACUGCAAUUUCUUUGUGGUGAGAAUGUGGAUACGACGGCGGGAGGUUUACUUCUGCUUUGGAGUGAAGGUGGGGGCCAAGGUGGAAGUGGAUGAACAUGGAGGUACGCGGAGUUGAUGGGGAAGGGGCGGGAGGAGGGUUGCUAUCUGUGACAAGCAAGUAAUUGGGUAAGAGGGGAGGAGUAGGCGUUUGCCAACGGCCCACUUUCUUGUUCAUUGCAUGUCUCAAUGUCUCUAUAAUGGAAAGUUGUGGAAGCCUUCUUUUUCUUCUCUGUGGCUAGAUUCUUGUCUUUUUUUCCUUUCUUGUCUGUUAUGUAGUUCAGUACUCUGUCUGGGUAGAGUGUUUUACGGUAUAUGGAUGUUUUGGGAUAAGACUCAGAGCCAUAUUGGGUGUUGAUGAUGGGCAGUAGAGAAGGGCUGGCUGACUGGUUGUGCAAGCAACCUAGGAAGCUUGAAGUUCGAUGGCUGAGACAUACUUUUUUUUCCCUGGGUAUUCAUUGACACUGGAAUGUCUAUGGUCUUGGAAAUGAUGCAUGAGUAGCGAGUGGAGUGGGACUACUACGAGGAAAGUGGCAUUUGAUGAAAUAAUAUAUGGUGUGCACUCACCAGGGCUAAACUGGCUGGUGGGCGCGUUUGCGGGCUUGCAUGCUCUCUGCAUACAGGCACCUGACAGUGGCCAUCAUCGU
Molecule: messenger RNA, 2335 nt
Organism: Chara braunii
Lineage: Eukaryota; Viridiplantae; Streptophyta; Charophyceae; Charales; Characeae
Source: the annotation of a GenBank genome assembly